AACUCAACGCAGCAUCACUAUAUAGUAUCAAGUCCUAAUUAUGACAGCUGCUUCUACCAUUACCACUGCCUUAUCCGAGAACAAGGUGGACCCAUUUGAAGUUGGAUGGUUGUUUGUUCAAGAAUACUAUACUUUUCUCAACAAGGAUCCUGAACGUCUUCAUUGCUUCUACAAUAAAAAAUCUGUUUUUGUGCAUGGCACUGAAGGUGACAAUACUGAGACUUGCUAUGGUCAAUCGGAAAUUCAUCGUUGUAUUAUGAGUUUUAAUUUCGACUCUUGCAAAGUGCUCAUCUCUAGUGUUGACAGUCAAGCAUCUCACGAUGAUGGCGUUCUUGUUCAAGUUCUUGGUGAAAUGUCCAACAAUGGCGGUGCUUCUCACAAGUUUGCUCAAACCUUUUUCCUUGCAGUGCAGCCAAAUGGCUACUUUGUGAUGAACGACAUUUUCCGUUUUCUCAAGGAAGACAUUGACAACGUUUAUGAAGAGAGCGAAGAUCCCGUUGAAGAACAAACCUUUUACACUGCUGAGCAUCAAUCGGCUGUUUCUCAAAGAUCGCCUUCUCCUGCCCACGUUCCUGCUGUGACCGCCAAUGUCGCUGCUACAACUACUCCCUCCAAGACACAUAAUGUUGAAACUGUUGCUGUCACGCACACUGAAACUCCUGCAGACGUUCCUGUAGUUGUUGCACCUACUACUACUGCUAAUGCUCGUGCCUCUUCCCCUGCUCGUGUCAAACAGGCAUUUACUGAUACUAAGUCUGCACCUGCUGCCACUACUUCUAUUCCCCAGCCUGCCACUGCUGCACAGCCUAUCCCCGCUAGCAAGACAAAGGAAACUCACAAGACUGCCAAGCCUGUAGAUCGCGCUCCUGCUGCUGCACCCACUUCUGUUGCUACUGCAGCUCCAGUUCAGGCAUCUGCUUCACCCAAACGUAUUGUCCAGCAAGCACCCGUACCUGCACCUGCUCCAGUGCCUGCCACACCUUCAACCUGGGCUAAAAUGGUUGGCGGCAGUGAUGCAUCUUCCAAGUCUGUAUCCACAGCUAUUGCACCUCAGAGGCAGUCUCAAACACACACUCCUGCAUCUGUUCAUGGAUCUGCUCAGCAAGUACAAGCUGCUGUGGACUCUUCAGCUCAGUCAACUACGGAUAGUUUUGGUGAAGAAGAUUUUCACCAAGUUACUCAUGGCAACCGUCAAGGCCGUCAACGAAAUCAUAAUACAACUCCCCAUGAAGAAUAUGAUCGUAGUUCAAUUUACUUGCGUAGUCUUCCUGCUGGAAUUGAAAGCGCUACACUUGACAAGGCCUUUUCAAUUUUUGGUGCUAUUCGUAAUAUUGAAAUCAACCAGGGCAAACGCACUGCAUUUAUUGAAUUUGUAAGCAACGAUGUUUCUGCCAAUGUUGUUGGUAAAUCCUUUACUUUUUCAGACACAAAAGUCACUGCUGAAGGACGACGCAAGCCCACUCCUGGUACAAACCGCAAUAACAACCCCCGUGGAUCUAACGGUGGAUUUUCGCGCAACAACAACUCUACUGGAUCUGGAACCAACCGUGGUCGUGGAGGAUAUCAGAAUAACCGACCCCGUGGUCAAUCUAAUGCAACCUCUCAGAGUACAGUUCCAGCCAACUUUACGCCUAGUUCAUCAGGAAAGGCUUAAACAUUGGGUUUUUUUCCAUUCCAAAACUUUCAUUUCUUAUUCACUUUUAGUAAACUAAGAGAAUGUGAUGUAAUUUG
This is a messenger RNA of Batrachochytrium dendrobatidis JAM81, 1731 nucleotides long. RefSeq lists its product as uncharacterized. Gene Ontology annotation, cellular component: cytosol; ribonucleoprotein complex; Ubp3-Bre5 deubiquitination complex. The record is from RefSeq and is a predicted model, not a curated record. The coding region runs from base 41 to 1654 and encodes 537 amino acids. NCBI's taxonomy places the organism in Eukaryota, Fungi, Chytridiomycota, Chytridiomycetes, Rhizophydiales. The transcript is spliced from 4 exons. Gene Ontology annotation, molecular function: mRNA binding. Gene Ontology annotation, biological process: protein deubiquitination; ribophagy.